CGCAGCUCCGGGCGGGAGGCGGGCGAAGCUCCGGCUCCGCUCACGUCUGUUUUCCUUUUUCGUGCAUUAUUUAUUUCGCCUCAGUCCUCGGCCCUGCUGCCCGAGCGGGCGCUCCGGAAAAACGCCUCUCGCCGCUGCCUCCCGCCGGCCGGCCUAAAGCGCACGUACAGCUCGGGCACUCCGCGCCCCGGGCAGCCGCGCGGCGCCAACGGGAAGGGCGGGGAACUCGGCGGUUGGGAGCGGCAGCGGGCUCCUACAGGGCUCCGCCGCCGGCUCCGGGCGGCAGAAGGAGACUUUCCCCGCCCUCCGUGUCCGCCUCGCCCUGGAGGCCCAGGCGGAGCGCAAACUUUUGCUUCAGUGCCCUGCGCUUCUUCGCGGCACGUGAAGCCCCCGAGCGCCGGCGCAGCAGCCAGGUUGGCCCCACCAGUGGGCGCCGUGGGCCGAGAUGCUCCUACGGGACCUGGUGCUGCGCGGAGGCUGUCGCUGGCCCUCGCUGCUGCUGCACUGCGCUCUCCACCCGCUCUGGGGCUUCGUGCAGGUGACGCACGGUGAGCCCCAGAAGUCCUGCUCCAAGGUGACUGACACGUGUGCUUAUGUAUGUGUGUGUAAGCCCCCACCUCCGCUGCCUCCUCCUCCUCCUCCUCCGCCCCCAGGGCUGCUCCUGUCUCUUCCAGCGCCCAACACUACCUCGUGCCCUGCCGAGGAAAGCUGGUGGUCGGGGCUGGUGAUCGUCAUCGCCGUAUGUUGUGCCUCUCUCGUGUUUCUGACUGUCCUUGUCAUCAUUUGCUACAAAGCCAUAAAAAGGAAACCCCUGCGAAAAGAUGAAAAUGGCACCAGUGUUGCUGAGUAUCCCAUGAGCUCACAGAGCAACAAAGGGGUAGAUGUGAGCAAUGCAGUGGUGUGAGUCUACAGGCCUCGGAUCUGCUGGCCAGAGGGACACCUUGGUGACACUAGUGGACAUGGGAAGCUGACCCUGGGCUUGUCCAGGACUUCAUUGCCUUGCAGACCUCAAGCCUUCUGAAGGAGAAACCAUCCUCUUCCCAGGCCAGCCCCAGUUGGCCUAUGGGCAGGGGCAGCGCAGACGCUGGGCUGAGCCCAGGUCCCCCUGCAUGCAGCGCCUGGGGCAGCCUCACCUCCCAGGGCUCUCCACAUCCUCCUCCUUGUCUUGUGUUUGGUCCACUGACUGUUCCCCAACUGCUGUCUAAAGCACAUGCUCUGAUGAAGGCAGAGGGUCUGUCUGCCUGUGGGGACAGGGAGGCACCCCCCUUUUAGCUAACAGAAGGUGAAUGGGGCCACUCCCCAGCUUGAAAACCUCUCCUCCUCCAGGAAGUGGCCUGCUUCUCUGUGGAUGUCCCAACAGAAGCCAUCGACACAGCCAUGAGACAGACGUCCCCUUUCAAAGGUGCUUCCCACACAUCUGCCCAUCACCCCAUCUGUCACCCCUCAGUCUUCAGGGCCUGUGUCUGCCCUCCUGUUCCCACCCACACCUUGCUCAUAGCUCCUGUCUGCCUGCCACGAGCCCAGCCUGAGAACCCCCGUGAGCAGCCGUGGGGGCUGGCUUACAUGCAGGGUGGAAUGUCAUGGAAGCCUGGGCCAAGGGAGUGUGGAAGGGCCAAGGCCCCUGCAGCUCUUCUCAGACAGCUGCACACUUGAGUGCAGGAACCCUGCAUUCUUGUGAGGCAGGCCCUGCCUUGUUGGGUAGAGGUCAUCACUUGUGCCAAACCCACCGGGGCUCUCUGAGCUAGGACAAUGCUAGGCUGGAGCCACAUCUCCCGGGCCAUCCCCCUGGGGCCUGGCAGUGGCACCCAGACCCUCUUCUGAAAGCCCCUAGAGGAAGGGGUUUUCUUCCUGUGUCCUGUGGGCCAGUGCUGUAGACGUGCCAAACCCUCCUGAGUGUGAGAGGUGGGGGAGGGGCAGGAACCUCCAGGCUUGUUCACCUCUGCCCUGCCCACCAGUUUCCCAGAUGGCCACCCCCCAGCAUGACACAUCGCUAGGCCCAUGGAGGCAGUGACCUGGUGAACUUACCUCCUUUGGCAAGUUAGGAGGACACUCUUGAUCCUGAGGUUCCCCUCACCACCCUUACAUACCUUCUCAGAAGGAACCGGGCACAUUUAAUGGUUACAGCCUGUGGCCUUGCAGGGAUUUAGCUGGCUGGACCUCGUUUGCCUCCUACACCACCACUGUAUUUCUCUGGCAGGUAUUGGGGUUGUGGUGAGACCCUCAAAUCCAGGUAAGACUGACAGACAUGAAAGCCACUCCCUACUUGGCCAAGAUAUCCACUGUCCCAGUGCCCCAUGCCCAGAGCUGUCUGUCACUGUCCCUUCCCCGGCCAGUGUGUGCACACGGAGGACAGGCCUGGGAUAUGCCCUCCCACAGAGGCUUUUGCCUUCCUUCCCCAUCUCCUCCUUCAGCUUGAGGACUUGUUUGAAUUUCACUUUCCUGGCACACCUUGGCAUCAUGGUGCUGCCAACAGCCCCUACCUGGUGAACACCUGGUGAAAGCUUAGGAUGCAGAGUCAGGCGACAAGCAGGCCAGGGGAAGGGGCUCAAGGAUGGGCAGGAAAGAGAAGCCGGGCAGGCCCCACCCCAGGGCACUGUGCCCUGCUACACACAGCUUCCUAGUUCCUGUUGAGGCCUCUCCCUGAGCACAUACCCGGACAGGUGAGCAGGAGUCCAGCCCUAAACACACAGCACCCUGGGCUUCACAGGGGGAAAAGCUGGUGCCCUGGGCCGGUCCAGAGUGGCCAGAGGGCGCCUUUGGCUGGAAGCUGCUGGCUGAGGGGCUCUGGUGACCUAGGGCAACUCAGAAAGGCUAGGGAUGGCCAAGUAUCCAUAUGCCCACUGGGUUCCACUAUCCUUGACUAUGACUUAAACAUAGGAAGCCCAGAUAUUGCAGUUAGGCUUCAGGAACCUGGCAGAGCUUCCCAUCAUGCUGGACCCCAAGACACCCAGGGCUCCAGUUCACAUGUAAAUUCACAUCCAUCCAGCUCGUAAUGUCCCUUCUCAGCCAGUUAAGGAAAACCAAGGGAAGAGUUGCAUUCUUUAAAAACAGGUUCACUUGAGAACAAAGUCCUCAAAUUCAGGACUGGUGUUCAGAGGACACAUCUCAUGGGGCAGCAGGGAAGGCCACCAGGCUUUCACCAUAGGAGACCGAUGUGCACAUCAAACUGCUGCAGCCUAGUGUGUGAGCUUGGAGCUUUUGUUUAAAAUCAAUCUGCAGCCCCUCAACCCAGACCCCUUCUCAGAUUGGUCUGAGGUCAAGAAUGAGAUGUACAGUCCUGCUCUGUAUUUUCUCAGAUGUGGCUCAACUGUCUGGUAAGCGAGCCCCACUUUGGAACUCAGUGGCCUUUGGGAGCUCCCAGAGUUACCAGGUGUUCCUAAGAGGCUUCUAGGGAAGUUUUGGAAGAAAGACUAAUAAGUAUAAAAAUAUAAACAUAUAUUAUAUAGUUAUAUAUUUAAAGAAAUAUCUGUAUAUAUAAUUACUAUACUCUCUGCAUCUGUACAAAGUAUGAUCUCAACAGCCGAGGUAGUGUGAGACAUGUAAUGCAUGAAUGUAAAUACCCCAAACUCCGCCUUCUUAGUGAUGUGCCAUGUGUAUGGGGACGAUGUCUCUUGUUCCUAGGCAUUCUGUCUCAAUGGACAAAUACACCUGUCUAUGCCACCUCGUCCACCAAUGAGCCAUUAAUGUCAAUUUUAUGCUGAGACUUCUGUACAGGAGGCAGGAUUGGCAGCCUUGGGGGGUGCGCUGUAUGCUCCUUAGGAGGAAAGAAGCACCAUGACUUUUUUAUUUUCAAUAAAAAUAUACUUAAAAGA
Chinchilla lanigera (long-tailed chinchilla) is the source of this 3812-nucleotide messenger RNA. RefSeq names its product proline rich membrane anchor 1 (gene Prima1). NCBI's taxonomy places the organism in Eukaryota, Metazoa, Chordata, Mammalia, Rodentia, Chinchillidae. The record is from RefSeq and is a predicted model, not a curated record.